Molecule: messenger RNA, 1233 nt
Organism: Kuraishia capsulata CBS 1993
Lineage: Eukaryota; Fungi; Ascomycota; Pichiomycetes; Pichiales; Pichiaceae
Exons: 1
Coding region: 1-1233 (410 amino acids)
Biological process (GO): DNA alkylation repair; DNA repair
Cellular component (GO): nucleus
Molecular function (GO): dioxygenase activity; zinc ion binding; ubiquitin binding
Source: RefSeq, a predicted model, not a curated record
AUGGCCACCGAAACGAAAUUGAAGUAUCUGGAAGACAUAUUUUCGUCUGUUGGCAGGGAUGUAUUGCUGGAAAUUCUCAUAUCCUGCGAUGGCUCGGUGGAACAAACCGAAUCUCUAUUAUCCGAGCAGUUUCCUGUAGACACGAAGCGGAAGGCGAAAUCGGCCGCGGUUUCUGGGCACCAGAAAAAGUCCAAGUACCAGCGCUCGAUUUCGCAGCUGAUUGACUCAAAUAGUCUGCCAACGAAGGUGGAGUCUACUUCCAAGAAAAUGCGCCUUUUCACGAAAGAAGAGAUCGAGGCUUCUGUGCCCUAUGUCACGUUCAAGAGAGACUUUCUACCAGCAGAGGUUGCGAACAGUCUGCUAGAAGAGCUCCUAUCUAAGCAAGAUAUUUUCACCCCUAACACAUUUUUCAUUGCAGGAAACAAGUGUGUGGCUAAUCACAAGACAAAAGUUUUCACAGCUUCGGAUGAUGACGAACGACUGCAGUACGAUGUUGAACUUAGUGGUGGAAAACUUGAUAUGGGUAGUUUUGGCGAUAGCAUGCGGAUUGUACAAUGCCUUGUUGAGGAUGAGGUAGAGGCGUUGAGUCAAUCCAGAGAGAAACACGAUUUCCAGCCAAAAACGAAAUGGACAGGGGAUAUUGUAGUGGCUAACCUGUUUUGUGAGAAAUCCAGCAAUUUGGACUGGCAUUCUGAUAGACUCACCAAGAUAGGCCCUCUACCGGUGAUUGCUUCUAUUUCUGUGGGUGCAACGCGAGAUUUUAGAAUCCGAAAGAUCCACCCAUUCAACAAAAAUCCAAACCCUAUCAUCUCCAUACCUUUACCUCACAACACGCUACUGGUGAUGCACGCGGGGUUUCAGGAAGAAUAUAAGCAUUCUGUUGCACCUUCUUCUGGUCCCAUAGAGGGCCAUCCGAUCUCUGGGCAGAAGCGUUUCAGUCUGACUUACAGGCAGUAUCAUCCGGGUCUGGUCGAUUGUGCACCUACGUGCUCCAAAUGCGGCAGUGCAAUGCUCCUGAGAAGGAUGUACAAAAAAGUGGAAAACAGGGGAAAAUACUAUUGGUCUUGUAUGGGAUCGUAUGCCAAUAAGGAGUGCAAAGGAUUUUACUGGGCUAAUUUUCGGAAUCUGGAUACUCCAAACUCGAAGGUAUAUACCACGGAGGAGUCUGAGUGCUCCGAAUGGAUAGCAGAUGACGAUACCGCGAAAGCUGCGUAUUUAAUGACGAGAAGUUAG